GUUCCAGGUUAACAGAGCCUGAGUAAACAACCAUGGCCGCCGCACUGCGCAGGCUGAUUCCUUCUCUAUCAAACAGCUCCAAAUCAGGAGCGUUUGCUGCGGGGUUACAACCACCAGCCUCCUCUAAUGGGAGAAAAGCUCUGAAAGUGGUUGCGGGUGGAGCUAUGGCCGCAGCCGGUGCUGCGGCUCUUUACUACGGCUCUGUUGUCGGUGUCGGACCGAGGAGCUUCCAAGCACCGCUCGUACAUCUGGCGCUGCCGUCGGUCUCUGCAGCCAAUAAGGUAAAGACCUAUGAUCUGGAUGAAGGAGAUGUUUACAUGUCGUCUUUUGAAAACAGAUUCCGGCUCUUCAGCUCAGUAGAGUGUGAAGGCCAGCUCUACAUGACGCCUCUAAACUUCAUUGAGUCUGUCACUCUGAAUGAACCAAGGAGUAAGAAAGGAUGGAGGUCCGUCACUAAAAAGGAAUUAGACAAGCUGCUGUCGGAUACUCCUCCUGUUUGGAAAGGAUCAUCUAAUUUGUUCAGAAAUCUGCGAGAGAGAGGUGCCAUCAGUUACACCGAGUACCUUUUUCUGCUCUGCAUUUUAACAAAGCCUCAAGCGGGAUUCCGGAUCGCUUUCAACAUGUUUGAUGCAGACGGCAACGAAAUGGUGGACAAAAGGGAGUUCUUGGUGUUGGAGGAAAUUUUCCGUAAGAAAAGAGACAGAAAAGAAGUUACUGGUGAUUCUGAAAGACAGGAGCAGAAAAGCCUGCAGCUUUAUGGUCAUCACCAAUCCCAGACGCACAAUGUUCGUAAAAAAGACGUCCAGCAUGUGGGGAACCCAGGCAUGUGGGAUGUUCUCAGGCACGGCACGACUCAAGCUCUGUUUUCUGAUCUCAUGGAGCAUGUGGAUGAGAAAACAGAGACCACGCUGCUUGUCCAUUUCUUUGGAAAAAAAGGCAAAGCUGAGUUGAAAUUUGAAGAUUUCUACAAGUUCAUGGACAACCUGCAGACAGAAAUGCUUGAGAUAGAGUUCCUCUCUUACUCCAAAGGGAUGCCCACCAUCAGUGAAGAAGACUUUGCUCGCAUUCUUCUUCGCUACACAAAUGUGGACGAUGUUGGCGGGUACAUGGAGAAUGUACGCCACUGUAUACCAGAUGAUAAGGGGAUCAGCUUCGAGGAGUUCAGAUCAUUCUUCCAGUUCCUGAACAACUUGGAGGAUUUCGCCAUCGCCAUGAAGAUGUAUAACUUUGCUCACCGCUCUGUUGGUCAAGACGAGUUCACCAGGGCCGUUUAUGUCGCCACUGGAAUCAAACUGAGCCCCCACUUGGUCAACACCGUCUUUAAGAUCUUCGAUGAGGAUCAAGAUGGUAAACUCAGCCACAAGGAGUUCAUUGGAGUCAUGAAGGACCGUUUGCACCGUGGAGACGGGGGUGUUAAAGCAGAGGAAAAGUUCAUCUCUUUCAAAUCCUGCAUGAAGAAGGAGUUAUCAAGAAAAUAGGUGAAGCCCCAGAUGCUGCUGCAUGUCUAACGGUGUGGAGGAGUCGUGCCUCUUCUUUCCUCCCUGUCCGGAGUUAAUGCAUGCUGCUGAACCUCAGAGCUCUGAUUAGAGCUCUGAGAAAAACCAAAGAAAGAACAGGAUGUAACGCCACCAGGAUGCAGCCAGCGUUACAGGAAACUUCACUUCAUUCUCAAAACUAAACUAGAUUCUAAUUAGCUCUUUUUGGAGUAUGUAAAUGUGUGAAUGAACAUAUUAAGUCCUUUAGCCCCAUAUUUAUUCAGUUAAAAAUAUUUAUGAAAACAAUUUAUUCAUAUAAAAAAAUAGUCAGAUAGUGACUCUGCAUCUAAAAAUAUGCUGCUUGCUCAACUAGUUUGUCUUCGUCAGUUUUCUUCCCAACCUGGUUUUGUCUUAGAAUGAGGUUCUGUUUUGAACCAGGUUCUGUUCUCAACCAGGUUCUGUUUUGAACCAGGUUCUGUUUUGAACCAGGUUCUGUUUUAGAACCAGGUUCUGUUUAGAGCCAGGUUCUGUUUUAGAACCAGGUUCUGUUUUGGAACCAGGUUCUGUUUAGAACUAGGUUCUGUUU
Molecule: messenger RNA, 2061 nt
Organism: Cyprinodon variegatus (sheepshead minnow)
Lineage: Eukaryota; Metazoa; Chordata; Actinopteri; Cyprinodontiformes; Cyprinodontidae
Gene: micu3b
Product: calcium uptake protein 3, mitochondrial-like
Exons: 15
Coding region: 33-1478 (481 amino acids)
Biological process (GO): calcium import into the mitochondrion; mitochondrial calcium ion homeostasis
Cellular component (GO): uniplex complex
Molecular function (GO): calcium ion binding
Source: RefSeq, a predicted model, not a curated record